Erinaceus europaeus (western European hedgehog) is the source of this 1886-nucleotide messenger RNA. RefSeq names its product mitogen-activated protein kinase kinase 6 (gene MAP2K6). Lineage: Eukaryota; Metazoa; Chordata; Mammalia; Eulipotyphla; Erinaceidae. The record is from RefSeq and is a predicted model, not a curated record. Gene Ontology annotation, molecular function: ATP binding; MAP kinase kinase activity. The transcript is spliced from 13 exons. Gene Ontology annotation, biological process: protein phosphorylation; MAPK cascade. The coding region runs from base 715 to 1524 and encodes 269 amino acids.
ACGACAAUUCAACUAAGUGGCUCGCCACUUAGCUUGAAUAUUUGUGUUGCUCCUUCUAGUUAAUUUUUUAAACACAUUUUUAAAUGGUAGCAUCAGGUGUUGGCAACUAUGUUAGGGGGAACAGUUUGCUUUGAAAUAAACACAGCAGGAAAUCAGCCACAUGGUGUUUUUCUUUCUUUAAAGACAUCCUUGAGGCAUCUAUAGGAAAGCUGUGCUGUCUUGAGUUACUUUACAGAUUUAAUCCCCCUAGUGUCUACUAAUGGUCAGUAUCAUGCCUUGUUCUUCAAGUGGACCCUGUUGCCUUCCCUUCUGCCUGAAGUUGCGUUUUCCUGAAGCAGUAAUUCUGUGGCUUUUUGUAGCAGUCCCGCUUGAGUUGGGGGUGGAGUCUGUUAGUUCUGUUUCUCUCUGCUAAAGUGUGAGCUUUCAGAGCUCAGUAAAGAAUGCCAUCUGUAGGAUUCUCUUCUGCCUUCCUGGCAGCCUUGAAAACCGAGUCUCUUCUGCUGAUGUUUUCAGUGAUGGGCAAGCAAGAAGCGAAACCCUGGCCUGAAAAUUCCAAAGGAAGCAUUCGAAGUCCCGGAGACAAGUUCCACGCCACCUCGAGAUUUAGAUUCCAAAGCUUGCAUUUCGAUCGGAAACCAGAACUUCGAGGUAAAGGCGGAUGAUCUGGAACCUAUAGUGGAACUGGGCCGAGGUGCAUACGGCGUCGUGGAGAAGAUGCGACACGUGCCCAGUGGGCAGAUAAUGGCAGUGAAGCGGAUCCGGGCCACAGUAAAUAGCCAGGAACAGAAAAGGCUACUAAUGGAUUUGGAUAUUUCCAUGAGGACAGUUGAUUGUCUUUUUACAGUCACCUUUUAUGGUGCACUCUUUCGGGAGGGUGAUGUUUGGAUCUGCAUGGAGAUCAUGGACACGUCUCUAGAUAAAUUCUACAAGCAAGUGAUCGAUAAAGGCCAAACUAUUCCAGAAGACAUUUUAGGGAAAAUAGCAGUCUCGAUUGUAAAAGCGUUAGAACAUUUACAUAGUAAGCUCUCUGUCAUUCAUCGAGAUGUUAAGCCUUCCAAUGUGCUGAUCAAUACUCUGGGCCAAGUGAAGAUGUGUGAUUUUGGUAUCAGUGGCUACCUGGUAGAUUCUGUUGCUAAAACAAUCGAUGCAGGAUGUAAACCGUACAUGGCACCUGAAAGAAUAAACCCGGAGCUCAACCAGAAAGGAUACAGUGUAAAGUCUGACAUUUGGAGCCUGGGCAUCACAAUGAUUGAGUUGGCUAUCCUUCGGUUUCCUUAUGAUUCAUGGGGGACUCCUUUCCAGCAGCUUAAACAAGUUGUAGAGGAGCCAUCACCACAACUCCCAGCAGACAAGUUCUCCGAAGAGUUUGUUGACUUUACCUCAAAGUGCUUGAAGAAGAAUUCCAAAGAACGGCCAACAUAUCCAGAGCUUAUGUUUCCAUCACCAGAGUUCCAUGUCCCAUCCCCACCAUUGGAAACUUCCCUAUUCUUCAUCCCUCUGGGAGUCUGGACCAAAAAUCUUUAAGGGGCGCAGAAGCAACAUCCAUUUUUCACUCUACACGAAUCCAAAGCAACAGAUGUGGCAUCCUUUGUAAAACUAAUUCUUGGCGAUUAAUCACAAAGGACUCAGUCGGUUGAACCCUCCUGUGGAUUGGUGGGUUAUGGAAUGAAACAAGUUCACUAAAGCGCCAAUAGAAACUCAUCUUUGAGAUAAUUUAACCCUGCCUCUCAGAAGGGUUCCCCCCCCCAUUUUUUUUCUUCCCUGUCAAGAAAAGGGAGGCCUUGGAAUCUAUAGUAUAGAAUGAACUGUCUACUUGGAUAAAAUAUGAUAAAGACUUAGGGCUUCAAAAGGUGAUUAAAUAUUUAAUGUUGUAUCAUAUGAGUCCU